CGAAAAGUCAGUCAGAAUCUUAACUCUUACAGAGAAAGAAGCACACUCGCUUCUCUCAAUCCAUCGAUCUACCUUCCAUUUAAUGGAAAAGGAUCUCACAGUUCACCGAUCCUCAUACUUCUCCGGCGGCUGCAUGACGUUGACCGUGUCUCCGUCGUCGUCGUCGUGCUUCGCCGUCCAUGACGAAUUUCACUACUCACGCAUCCAUUGCUGCGUCGACGAGCACGACACCAACAACAACCAGCCUUCCAAUCAUAGCAAGAAAGGAGGAGGACGAUGGAGAAAUCUCCUUAAAAGGUUCAUGAGGGAAGGCAAAAUCACGUGCGGAUCUAAAUCGUUAUCGUUUCAAUACGAUCCUGUUAGCUACUCCCAGAAUUUCGACGACGGUAGCCACCUUCACGAUCCCCGGCCCCUCCCCCUACUCUUCCACGAUCUUAGUUCUGGUCCAGUACUGGAUCAGUCGGAAUCUACAGGAAAGCAUGAAUAGGCUGUUUAUCCAAGUCACAUCACAUAGUGCCCUUAGUCUUACCCUGCAGGUCAGGUCUACAUUAUCCUGAGUUUGAAAUUCCACUUUCCCUGAAAGGAGAAAAGGAGAUGCUCCGAUGAAAAGGAUUGGGUACUAUUUCUAUUAUUGUGAUUAAUUACCAUUAACGACGAAGAAUGGCGGUAGAAGUGAAGCAAAUCGUGUCUCUCUCGCUCAACACGCGCACACACGGAGUUAACGAAGGUCUCAAACUGCAAUUUCCUGGUGAAUAAUAUUUGAUGCUGCGUGUUGAGUGGAAUGAUACUCUGGUUUCCUUUCUAGCCAAGUGAAUGGAAGUGUGAAUAUUGUGCGAUUAUUGAAACGAUGUCCCAAAUUGAUGAAACAUGCUUAGUGUGUUUAGCU
Prosopis cineraria is the source of this 886-nucleotide messenger RNA. RefSeq lists its product as uncharacterized. The transcript is spliced from 2 exons. The record is from RefSeq and is a predicted model, not a curated record. The coding region runs from base 83 to 487 and encodes 134 amino acids. Lineage: Eukaryota; Viridiplantae; Streptophyta; Magnoliopsida; Fabales; Fabaceae.